Cryptotermes secundus is the source of this 3918-nucleotide messenger RNA. RefSeq names its product mitochondrial import inner membrane translocase subunit Tim23. Gene Ontology annotation, molecular function: transmembrane protein transporter activity. Gene Ontology annotation, cellular component: mitochondrial inner membrane; TIM23 mitochondrial import inner membrane translocase complex. Gene Ontology annotation, biological process: protein import into mitochondrial matrix. NCBI's taxonomy places the organism in Eukaryota, Metazoa, Arthropoda, Insecta, Blattodea, Kalotermitidae. The transcript has 3 exons. The coding region runs from base 966 to 1781 and encodes 271 amino acids. The record is from RefSeq and is a predicted model, not a curated record.
CCCCCACUAAGCGAAAAAAAAAAAGGCAUUAAUGUAAUUACCAAUAUAAAUUCAGGAUCUUCAGCUACCAUUAGGUACAAUGAAAAUACUGUUCCCUAAAACUAGUUAGUCCCCUUAUUUGGCCCACUUGAAUCCAGGGUUCCUGAAUGAGUGCUAUAGCCAUGUUACCCAUAGCAAGUUUCUGGCAUACAGGUACUGUCUCAUUCUUACUCUGAUUUAAGAUGAUUUGAACAAAUUUCAUCAUUAAGAAGAAUGCUGUCUUCUGGGAUGUGGCGCCAUGUAAAUAUUGUGUAAACCGACGUUUCGGAGGCAUGUAUCGCAUUGAUCUUCAAGGUUCCUUGCUCACUGAGUUUUAUACCCUGAAGAUGGAGGCCAUAUGUUCCUUCGAAACGUCGGCUUACACAAUAGUAGUUAGUAUGUGAGGUAGGUAGAGAGCUGCUGCUGUGAGAAACUGGUAGCCGAGGCUGGAGACAGUUCAUGAAGGGGAACGUCCGUCGUUGGAAGCCACUAUCAAGCAAAGGCUAGUGAAGACAUGACUGUGGGCACUAGUGCGUUUGUGUGUAAGAGUGAAAUGUAUAGUCACGCACUUUAUGUAUCAAAGUGUCCACUAAACCCGAUCAUCAACCCAAAACCCAUCUAUAUUCACAAUAAUACAUACAACAAUAUGAAACUACACUGAUGUGUCACUCCACAACAUGUAAGCACUCUCUCACUCCAUCCUUGUCACUUCACACACACAUCCACAUCUUAUCUUAACUAUAUGUUUAUUCUGUAGAUAACAUGAAAACAUACUGAAUAGGUGGGGCCACUUCACUGAUGAGAACAACCUCAGGGCUUCUAGGGUAUUGCUUUGCUGAAGCAAUCAGGACAAAUUUGUGUGUGAAUAAAACACAACUCAGAGAUAUAAAUACAAUAAAGUCAACAGUAUUAUCACAUGUGCUCAGUAAUUCAUAUAAUUAAAGCUUAUGGGUUUACGUGAACGUGAGACACAACUUGCCUUCUUAUAUGGCGUUGGAGCAUGCCUGUCAUUAGUCACCAUAAUCUGCAGUGCAGUUCCAUGGAGUCAUUGGGAAGAGAUUCUUGAUACAUGUGUGAGUGCCCGCUGUGGUUGCAUUCUCUAUGGCACACAAACAUUCCGUACAUUCAAUGGUGGUGACAUUUCAGUUUGUUACUUCGCAACACUUGCUUCAGUGCCAGCUUUCAUCAUUGCCAUAAUUACGGCUGUAUACCAUGGCUACAGAGUCUGUAUGUUCAGCAAGGAGGAAACUAGAACUACAGCAAGAAUGAGACGAAGGAAUGGGGACAUUGCUGUAGUGACAAAACAUACAAAGAGAGUGCCUGAGAACCCUGGCUGCAUAUGCUGGACAGGACUGAUUAUUCUGUCAUUAGGUAUUUGUAUUCUGCUGAUAAUUAGUGCAAGUUAUCUAACUCAUGGAUAUUACCAAACUUGCGGAGAAUACAGAAGAGCUCUCUCCAAAGACAGUCAAAUAACUGGUCAGAUGGCAGCAACUAUUAAUGGGCGGUUAUCAUGUGGAGCUAUAUUUGACUUCAUGGACUACUUGGAACCUGUUACAAGACCAUUCCAACGAAAAGAAUAUAUAAAUUACAACCGCCCACAUGAAGAAAGGGACUUUGAGCGAGGACCAUUCAUCAACACUGGGCUGUCCCUCCAAGCAGCCAUAGGUUCUGUGUGGAUAAACUGUGUUGUUUGGACUGCCAUCUUUAUAAACUAUGGUAUUAUUAUAAACAAAGCAAGAGGUUGUUGUGGUGGUACAAGUUAAACAAGUGCAGAAAGCUGUCCUGAAUUUCAGGGUAUACAAAGCUUUCUGUGCUCUUAAUCUUAAUAUUAAUUUAUAUUGUAUAGAAAUGUACUGCUGAUAGUACAGCUAUACAAUCUUAUAGGUUCUCCUUUCUUCAAGUUUGUUAACUACACAUCACAUAAAACAAAUUUUGUGUAACCUAUUUCCAUCAUCACAGAGUUCCUUUCAAUCACAAUUACUAGCCAUAAUUUCAUACGACAUAAAAGAGUACUUGAUAGGGUGCAACUAAAUUAUCAACAUCCUUCUAAAUUUAGAAAAUAUCAAUUUGCUACAAAUGGCUGCAUCUGCACUAUAUGUCUUUGGUGCCUUAGAAUCUGUGAAAACUCUUGGAAUUUAAACCCAACUAUCUACAAGAUUUCACAAAUUAGUUACUCAUACAAUGGAUAUGCACAGAUAUAACAAAGCCUUUUCAUAACUUAAAGAAAACUGGAAAAAUUCAGUAUGCAAAUGAUUAUAACAUACAAAUAAGUAUACAUCUAUAUGCAUGGAUGUAUCAAUAAAGCAAACAUUUCUGAAGACAAUUCAUUUCAAUUUAAAACUGUUUCGGAUGAAAGCAUAUUUUUAAUUUCCAACCUGAAAGCUUUUUUCUUUUGACCAAUUUUAAGGAGUGGUAUGAUAUCUACUGCCACUACAUAAAUAAUCAUCUAUUUUAUGAGAAAAAUAUGUAAUGUUUUACAUAAAUGUUAAUAUUUUUAUUCUGAGCAUUCUAAUAUUAAUUCAAAUAACCCUAUCUGUGGUCUGCUUGUGUGUGUGUGAUCAUAAAUGCUGGUCUCGAAUUAUGACAUACACAAAAACAGCAGAUACAGAAAGCAGAAUAUUUAACAGUUGGAUGAAUAGAGUUCUCUCUUCAAAUGAACUGCUUCUCUGACUUUGAUCACUACAUCAAGGUCUAUUAGUAAUUUUUAAUGUCUACAGUUCUUUGAAAUAAUACAUAUUCUGCUGCUCUUUUCCAAUUACUUUAGAAAUACUUUAGAAAUAUGUAAAAUUCGUCUGAUGUAGUGUCACAGGUUCCUGGCAUUAACAAUACUUCUUCUAAUAGAUGAAAUGCUAAUGUUAAGAGACUCUGUAGACAUUCCUAUCUUCAAAUAUUCAUUAUAGUAUAACCAUCCAAACAACAAGAGAGCAGUGCAUUAAUCCUACUUGCCACAAUUCUUAUUAUAAGCUAAAAUUCUAAUUUUAACUUGGCAGAUAGUUAUAGACUGGUCUCACCUUCUGAGAAUUUGUUCUUUAUAAAGAUUGCUUGCAGCUAUUGACUAUAUUGCGAACAGCAUGCAAAACAGAAUAACCUGAUUAAAAUAAUUUAUGUGAUGUCUUUACUCUCAAUCUUUUGACUCUAGCACAGACUGACAGUUUUGCUUCAUCCAGGAUACCAUGGAUUAUAGGGCCUCAAUGCAAUACUACAUUUCAGAUGUACUUUGAAUAACUCAUGACUAAGCUACAUAAGGCAGUCACUCAGAGCUGUAAAUACAGCAAAGAUCUGCCUAAUAUUUACACUGUUCCUGUAUUAGUUUCAAUUUACAUAUGCACUAGAUAAAGUUAAGAUUAUGGAUAUGAUCUGAUCUGAUCUAGCAUGUCAACAAACCUGACAAAAUGAGCCAUGAACAGAAAGUACUUAUAUAGUUAAUACUAAAAUACUGUUUGAUAUAACACACAGCAUAAUCAAAAGUUCCUGUGACUUGAGUGUUACUUUUCAUACAUUUUUUGCAAUAAUAAUGUAAUAUUUUUAUUUCUAUUAAAUCAUACACUAAAGAAUACUCAUUUUAUCAUGCCCAAUACUGCAAACAAGACUGAAUAUAAAGAACUUUUUUCCAGUAUCAUGAUUUCUAACUGUAGAACGUGUAGAAUCUGACAACACAAUUCCUUAUCUUUUCAUCACAAACCAGCUGAAAGAAAUACAUAACAAACUGUCUUCUAGCUGCCUUAUCAAGCUUCCAAGAAAUAUGACGUAAUAUUGCAAAAAACUACAUUUACAUUACAUAUUAAACAAUAACAAAUGCAUGGACAUGACAAUAACAAUACAUGACAGGUGUCCCAGGAGGAAAGGUCAAUAUUCUGGGAGGUCAUAGUAUCGGUCACUCUAAGCAAAAAAGUGUAUAUG